This is a messenger RNA of Tetrapisispora phaffii CBS 4417, 525 nucleotides long. It is a transcript of the gene RAD33, whose product is annotated as Rad33p. The transcript has a single exon. The coding region runs from base 1 to 525 and encodes 174 amino acids. Lineage: Eukaryota; Fungi; Ascomycota; Saccharomycetes; Saccharomycetales; Saccharomycetaceae. The record is from RefSeq and is a predicted model, not a curated record.
AUGGCUAAAUUAUCCUACAAACAAGUGGAGAAGUUUAUGAAUGCAAAAAUUCCUGAUGAGAUAGAAGAUUCAAUAUUGGAGACCUUCGCCAAAUAUUCGAUCGAGGAGGAUAUGACUGUUGCAAAUCUAAAGGACUAUUUCAAUAAUCUAGAGUUACCUGAAAUAUUGUGGAGUAAAAUUCCUUCAGAUGAGUUUUGCAUCGAAGGUACUUCUAUUAUUGAUUUCGAUUUGCUGAUGAAAAAAACUUAUCACAUUCUAAUAUUUAUGGACAAUGAAGAUAUUAUAGAUGAAUUAUGGGGUUUAUUUGUUAAACAAAGUGGAAGAGGUGCUCAAUUUACCAAUGUGAAACUUAAAAAUCAUGUCUUUGGUGUUAAGGACAUAAUGAAAGUUUGUAAUACUGUGGCCAUGAAACAAAAUGACCGAAUUAUUGAGAUGGUGAGUGUUGCAACAUCAGGAAGAAGAUUGUACAUCACAUAUAUCGAUUUUGCAUAUAUAAUGGGUAAACUUGGCCUUCUAAGAUUUUAA